Messenger RNA from Myotis lucifugus (little brown bat), 2181 nucleotides. RefSeq names its product sterile alpha motif domain containing 4A (gene SAMD4A). Lineage: Eukaryota; Metazoa; Chordata; Mammalia; Chiroptera; Vespertilionidae. The record is from RefSeq and is a predicted model, not a curated record. The annotation marks the transcript as partial. The transcript has 11 exons. Gene Ontology annotation, cellular component: P-body. Gene Ontology annotation, biological process: nuclear-transcribed mRNA poly(A) tail shortening; negative regulation of translation; regulation of mRNA stability. Gene Ontology annotation, molecular function: protein binding; translation repressor activity; mRNA binding.
UUAGCCAGAAUGGGUCUCAAAUGAAUUGCAGUAACAAGUCAUGCUUUUCUAUUCAUUUUUUUAAGAGAAAAUAACCAACCCUUGAAAAACUGGCAAUGUAAGAGGAUGGUGUUUGCUCUCUAGAUAAUUGAAGGGGCAAUCACAAGAAGAAAAGAGAAAAGGAUUUCAGGAGAAACAAUAUCUGGAAUCAUUAACCAAUGGCAACAGGAAUCCAAGGAUAAAGUGAUUUCCCUCCUGUUAACUCACCUGCCUUUGCUGAAGCCAGGAAACCUCGACGCAAAAGUAGAGUAUAUGAAACUGCUGCCCAAGAUCCUGGCGCACUCUAUCGAACACAACCAGCACAUCGAGGAGAGCAGGCAGCUGCUGUCCUAUGCGUUGAUACAUCCGGCCACCUCGUUGGAAGACCGCAGUGCUUUAGCCAUGUGGCUGAAUCACUUGGAGGACCGCACGUCCACCAGCUUCGGUGGCCAGAACCGAGGCCGCUCGGACUCUGUGGAUUAUGGGCAGACACACUACUAUCACCAAAGACAGAACUCCGACGACAAGCUCAACGGGUGGCAGAACUCUCGGGAUUCUGGGAUUUGCAUCAACGCCUCCAACUGGCAGGACAAAAGUCUGGGGUGCGAGAACGGCCAUGUGCCCCUCUACUCCUCCUCAUCCGUCCCCACCACAAUCAAUACGAUCGGAACCAGCACAAGUACAAUUCUCUCAGGCCAGGCACACCACAGCCCUUUGAAACGAUCUGUGUCCCUUACCCCACCCAUGAAUGUGCCAAACCAGCCUCUAGGACAUGGAUGGAUGUCUCAUGAGGACUUGCGAGCUAGAGGACCCCAGUGCCUCCCAUCCGAUCAUGCCCCCCUGUCUCCACAAAGCAGUGUAGCCUCUUCAGGAAGUGGUGGGAGUGAACACUUAGAAGAUCAGACCACUGCUCGUAACACAUUCCAAGAAGAAGGUAGUGGUAUGAAAGAUGUUCCAGCCUGGUUAAAAAGCCUCCGCCUUCACAAGUACGCUGCGCUGUUCUCCCAGAUGACCUACGAGGAGAUGAUGGCCCUCACCGAGUGCCAGCUGGAGGCUCAGAAUGUUACCAAAGGUGCAAGGCACAAAAUUGUCAUCAGUAUUCAGAAGCUCAAAGAAAGACAAAACCUCCUGAAGUCUUUGGAAAGGGACAUCAUCGAGGGGGGCAGCCUUCGCAUCCCACUCCAGGAGCUGCACCAGAUGAUCCUGACUCCUAUCAAGGCCUACAGCUCCCCGAGCGCCACCCCCGAGGCUCGCCGCCGGGAGCCCCAGGCCCCACACCCGGCUUCGCUCAUGGGCCCCGAGAGCCAGAGCCCCGACUGCAAAGACAGUGCUGCGGCCCCGGGUGCCACAGCCACCACCUCAGCGGGCGCCAGCGGCGGGCUCCAGCCACACCAUCUGAGCAGCUGUGACGGGGAGCUGGCUGUCGCCCCCCUGCCGGAGGGGGACCUCCCCGGGCAGUUCACGCGUGUCAUGGGGAAAGUGUGCACACAGCUCUUGGUCUCCAGACCCGAUGAGGAGAAUAUAAGUUCCUAUUUACAGCUCAUAGACAAGUGUCUAAUUCAUGAGGCAUUUACAGAGACGCAGAAAAAAAGAUUGUUGUCAUGGAAACAGCAGGUGCAGAAGCUCUUUCGGUCUUUCCCUCGGAAAACCCUUCUAGACAUAUCAGGAUAUCGACAGCAAAGAAAUCGCGGCUUUGGGCAGUCCAACUCCCUCCCGACGGCCGGCUCUGUGGGCGGCGGCAUGGGCAGACGGAACCCACGCCAGUACCAGAUCCCUUCUCGGAACGUCCCUUCUGCCCGCCUGGGCCUCUUGGGCACCAGCGGGUUCGUCAGCUCCACCCAGCGCAACACCACAGCCAACCCCACCAUCAUGAAACAAGGAAGACAGGUUUGUUCUGCACCGGAGAGGAGGGUGGGCAGCCAAGCUCAGCGCCCGAGGCUGCAGGAUGUUUCCCCAGAUGACCCCAAGAACCUCUGGUUUGCCAACCCCGGGGGCAGCAACAGCAUGCCAAGCCGCACCCACAGCUCCGUGCAGAGGACCCGCUCGCUGCCCGUGCACACUUCCCCCCAGAACAUGCUGAUGUUCCAGCAGCCAGAAUUCCAGCUUCCCGUGACUGAACCUGACAUCAACAACAGGCUGGAGUCCUUGUGCCUCAGUAUGACC